Molecule: messenger RNA, 1075 nt
Organism: Bubalus bubalis (water buffalo)
Lineage: Eukaryota; Metazoa; Chordata; Mammalia; Artiodactyla; Bovidae
Product: HIG1 domain family member 1A, mitochondrial
Exons: 1
Coding region: 61-342 (93 amino acids)
Biological process (GO): mitochondrial respirasome assembly; negative regulation of apoptotic process
Cellular component (GO): mitochondrion
Source: RefSeq, a predicted model, not a curated record
GGUCAGAAUCCGGUAGGAACCUGAAACGUCUUGAAGUUGUCUGAAGAUUCUUCAAUCACUAUGUCAAGCGACACAGAUAUUUCUCUUUCUUCAUAUGAUGAAGAUCAGGGAUCUAAACUUAUCCGAAAAGCUAGAGAGGCACCAUUUGUCCCCAUUGGAAUGGCAGGUUUUGCAGCAAUUGUUGCAUAUGGAUUAUAUAUAUUGAAGAGCAGGGGAAAUACUAAAAUGUCUGUUCACCUGAUCCACAUGCGUGUGGCAGCCCAAGGCUUUGUUGUGGGAGCAAUGACUCUUGGUAUGGGCUAUUCCCUGUAUCAAGAAUUCUGGGGAAAACCUAAACCUUAGAAGAGGAGAUUCUGUCUUGGUCUUGUUGGUGGUGCUUGCUUUAGUUAGACAUCUCAUAUUGAGGUUAUAUGUUUAUGCUGAAAAUAAAUUGUUUGGGUCAGACAAGAACAUGGUAAUUUGAAUACUAGCUUCCUUUCUUGCAGGCUUGAUUGCCUGGUGACCAAGUUACUGGUGACUAGUUCACUAGCUAGGUAAUUCAGGAGAGUCAGAUCAGCACAAAAGAAACAUGUCACUUUUAAAUAUACUUGAUAGUGGUACCUGUCCACCUUCUUAAACUCUUCUGUUGAAAUUAGUUCUAAAGAAGACAACAUGCCAAUCCUGAAAAUGCUCCCAGUUGCUGCAGAAUAUCAUAUGCUUUUGAUGGAAUGUAGGAAUCCUAUUUACCCCAGUUAAUUUAACUUUCUGACGGCCUUGUGGACUGAGUACUGUUUUAAGGGCUGGUUGGCUCUUGAGGAACCCUUUCAGAACAGUGCAUGGAAUACAACAUUAUGAACCUCCCUGCAAGUCUGUGUGUGUUUUUAAACGAAAACUAAAAAGCUGGUAACAGAGCCACUUUGAAGUAGUAUUUAUUUUAGAAUCAUAGUUAUAAACAUGAGAGUAACUUAACUUGUGGAUCCCUUUUAGCUUUUUUGUAAUUGCAGAAUUAUAUUUUGCUGCUGUUAUAUUAGAAUAAUUUUAAAUUAUUUUGAAACAUGCAUUUUAAGAGCUAAUGCAAAGGUAAAUGAAAAACACU